GAGGAAUGCAGGCUUAGAAAAGAAAAAUAAGAAAAGGAGUUAAGGGAAAUCCCGCUAAAGAUGAGUAAUUCCCCCAGCAGAGGCGAAUAAAAGGCCCGCCAUCUGUCUGUAGCGGGUAGUGUGAAGACCGCAGCCGUAAGAAGCACAGGCCGACUGACACCCCCCAACAUGAUGGCGACGAAGAGCAGCUCCCACAUCUUCCUUGUCGCGUGCUUCUGCCUCGCCCUGACGGCACAGCAGGCGAUGUCCCACGGCUAUGGCUACGGCAGGUGGGGGCACAGGUCACCGAGCUACUACAAGCCGUACGGUGGAUAUGUCAGAGGCUACGGAAGCCAUGGUGGCAGUUAUGGUAGUUAUGGCAGUCACGGCGGCCAUAGGCAACAUGGCAGUUACAGCAGCCAGAGGGGUUAUGGGAGCUACGGAAAUCGAGGAAGCGGACACACAAGCUACGGAAGUCAAGGAAGCGGACACACAAGCUACGGAAGUCAAGGAAGCGGACACACAAGCUACGGAAAUAUCCUGGGUCGCCCCGUUGCCGUUUCUUCAGGAACACACAAUGACAUGCGCCCAGGAAGUCAGUUUCAAGGCAGCGGAAAUGGAGUCUCCCCAGUCCAGGGAGUAAGUGGAAUCUCCCCAGUCCAGGGAGUAAGUGGAGUCUCCCCAGUCCAGGGAGUAAGUGGAAUCUCCCCAGUCCAGGGAGUAAGUGGAAUCUCCCCAGUCCAGGGAGUAAGUGGAGUAGGCGUCGCCCCCUUGCAAGGCAGUGGCGAAGUGAGCCACAUUCACCUAGUGGACGCGAACUCAGGAGUGUCAGGCCCAGUGGGACCCACGUUCAUCAACUCAGGCGACCAGGAGGGAGUGAGCGACCUUCUCUUGGGAGGCGCCAGCGGGACUGGAGUCGACGUGACCCAGGUUGAUCUGAGGAACAAUCGUUAGAGGAGGGAAAUAGAGGUCAUAGGUUAAAACGAUAAUAAUUUUAAGGAGCAUGUUUCAUUAAAAAUAAAUACCCCCAAAAAUGUAUUCAUUAUACACCCUAUAAAACAAAAAUUAUUAGGUAAUUUAGUUCAAUAUUAUUAACAACA
Molecule: messenger RNA, 1079 nt
Organism: Penaeus indicus
Lineage: Eukaryota; Metazoa; Arthropoda; Malacostraca; Decapoda; Penaeidae
Product: shematrin-like protein 2
Exons: 2
Coding region: 169-933 (254 amino acids)
Source: RefSeq, a predicted model, not a curated record